Molecule: messenger RNA, 6844 nt
Organism: Phyllotreta striolata
Lineage: Eukaryota; Metazoa; Arthropoda; Insecta; Coleoptera; Chrysomelidae
Source: the annotation of a GenBank genome assembly
CGAUAUUAUUGUUGAAAUUAGCCCAAAUUUUACAUGCCAAUUGGGUGUUUAAGUAAAACGUAAGAGAUUCACGAUAACGUGGAGUCAUUGAUAAUACGAUUUUCGCAUUUAUAACCAAUUGAGCUUUAAUUGUGUAAAUAAUUUAAAUAUAUUUCGAGUGUUAUUAUUUUACGUGUGAUAACUUUAUUGUGUAACGAUUUAUCAGCAAUUAGGAGUUAAGCUAAUUUAAUUAUUCGAGAGCAACAGACCUUGUAUAAAAGAAUAUUUGUUUCUUUUAUAAUUAUAGGUGGAGUUCAAACCCUUCUCAAGCUAGGUUUGCUCUUCUCUUUAGGUUCUGUUCCACAUAAAUGUAAUGUUUGAUGUAAUUUUUACCUGCAUACAACUUUUUUAGAGUUGCAAAAUGUUCUUAAUUUUUUAACUACUUGCAAGUCUACUAUUCCUUUGGGAUUCAGGCUACCUGUUGUGUUGAUGCAAUAUAUUAUGCUGCACUUUAUACAGCAAACUCAUGAUUUGUUGCAUACCUCAAAGUCCAGUGAUGUGUAUAGGUUGUCCACUUUUAUUGAAAUUUUGCAACUGUAUUUAUUAUUUAAAGUUUUGCUUAAACACCAAAUUCAGGUAGUGAUAAUCGAUGGGAAGAAAUGAAUUUGUGUAACAUUGAUUUUCCAGUGCAUGUAUGUUAAAUAUCGUUUUAAUUGUUUGACGAAAAUUUAUCAUUUCUACCUGUCGUUGUGUGUGGCAAAUAAGGCGAAUUAAAUUGUAAGGACUUUUUAUUUUAUUUUAUCGAAUUGUACGUAUUUAAUGUUGAUUUUAAUGUCAGGGUUCCCAUCAACUUUGAAAAAAAUUAAUUAGGGAAAACCUUGAUGAAAUUAAGUAUCUAAAAUGGUGCUUUUUAGGACUUUUUAUUGUAUGUACGCUAAAAUUCAUAAUAUUGUUAUUUUUGAGUAUUUUUGUUUACUAAAAUGUUACCAUUCUCAUCGAUAAAAAUUGUACUUGAUUUUGUUAUAGAGCUGUUCUGUUCUUGUUUUAAUAUUUGUUAGUUGUAUAAAAAAUUAUCACCUAUAAUACUGCCAAGGAAACAAAUAUGUAUCUGCAUGGAAAGAGGAAAAUUUGGUGGGAACCCUGUAUAAAAAAGGUGAGUUCAUAAAAGAACAAUGCAAUUUUUUCUCUAAACCAAAAACACCCUAAUCUAAUGUAUUUUGAAAAGGGCAAUUUUAAAUACUAAAUCUCAUUUUAUCACUAUUUUGUGUUCGAUUAAUCUACCUCACUGAAACGUUAUUGACAAAUUCGAUUUGCCCUUUUCAAAAUUUGAUAUAUUAAUAUUGUAAAUAAAACAUUCACAGAGUUUGCCAAAUGUGAACGAAAUAAAAGUAAAUUAGCAUUAAUGUAGUUUCAAUUCCUUUAUUAAUUUUAUUUUUUCAUAGUUUCUAAAUUAGUCGACUCUGUGAAUUAAUGGUGUGUAAUGAUAGAUCACUAAAUUGCAUUUUAAUACAUACUUAACAUUUCGAAUAUAUGACAUUGAAGCUGGUGAAACAGGCGUAGUUUUUCUAUCUAGUUUAAUCUUGAAAAAAUUUUACUCAAUUGCUAGUAUAGAUAAAUAAAUAAUUUUUUUUAUUAAUCUCAAUUGGAAUUGAGAUACAAAAUGGUCUAUCAUUAUUUUCAAGUGUUUUUUUAACAGGUGAGCCCCUAUUGCCUCCUGCCCGACACGAUAUGCGCGGAAUGCUCGGAGAACGUCGACAACUUCUACGGCUUCAUAAAGACCUGCCUGCAGAACGUCAUCAUCUUGGAGGCGCAGUACGACAUCCAGGAGUCCUGCUUGAAGUCGAAGCGCAAGCGCGACAAGAGCUCCUACACGGACUUUAAGCACCAAACCGCCGAGCAGGGCAACCAGACCGACGACUUCCUGGACGUCGUCAGCGGCAGGGACUUCGACUCGGUCGCCUUCAAGAGGGACUUCCCGCUGUGCGCCGGCUUCUUCGACAAUCAGCACAAUCUACCGGUCAAAACCGCCGGCAGACUGGUCGAUUACGACGUGGAUUCCGAUUCGAGCGCGGACGAACACUACCGAAAACCGCGCACGUUUCCCAUACAACCCAAAUCGAACAUACUCAAUCUACUCCCGCCCGCCAAGUCGCUCUAUUUCGACGACUCCGAGAAGGAUUUAAUCAACGAAAUCUCGCAGAGGAAGCACCUCAAGCGCAAGGCGGAGUUCAUCGAGCUAUCGAAACCGAAGAUUUUCAAAGCGGACACCUCCAGCAGGAGGAAGAGCAAAAUACCAAAGAAAUUCGACCCUCAGGACCUCAACGAGGACACCGCCAACGCGGAUCUAUUCGGAAACCAGCCGGUACAGAGGGACCUCAACGUCAACGGCGAUGCCGAAACCGCUACGCAAAGUUUUAAUAACCAAAACGAUAAACUGCUGUUCUCUCUGCCGCAGAGCUGUUUGUUAUGUGAUACUCAUUUCUCCGGGCCGGCCGCGCUCGCCGCUCACGUCUUCGAAACGCACGGCAUCGAUAUGGCGGAGGUGGUGUCCUCCGGAUCGGGGGAGUCCUUUCCCGAGAAGAACAAGAAGAAGUUACCGAAUUUACUGAAAAUUACUGAUCUCAAAAAGACUGAUACUUUAGAUGAUACUCUGUCGAUCGAAAGGCAACUGGAAAACCUCACCGGCAAAUCGACGGGCGUGUGCUGUCCGAACUGCAACGCGGAAUUCGGCAACAAGCAGGACCUGAUGAUGCACCUGAAGCUGAAGCACGCCCAACUGGCGGGCUUCGUGUGCGGCAUCUGCCUGCAACAGUGCUCGUCGUUGGUGAAUUUGAAGGCGCACUUGGAGAACUGCUCGCAACAGUACCAGGUCAAGACGAAGUACGCGUGCCAGGUGUGCCAGUACGGCGACGACAAUUUCAAGUGGUUGGAGAACCACGUGCUGGUGCACGAAUUCCUGCUGGACGCCUGCAAGAAGCAGAUGAAAAUGUUCGAUCCGGAGGAUUACAUCGACAUCAACGAGAACACCUGCUACAAGGGUUUGAGUUGCGCCGAAUGCGGCUUGGACGAGUUUUUCUCGUUCAAGGAAUUCAGCGCUCACAGGCGAAACGAGCACAACAUCUUCCAUUGCGAUCUUUGUAAUAAGUUUUACGGUAGAAAUUCGCACUUGUGGAAGCACGUGAAUAGAUUGCACAAGGGACACCCGAGCAUUACCUGUCAGCUUUGUUAUAAAACGUCCGCCUCGAAAUACCACCUGUCGCAGCAUUUCAAUAAAAUUCACUUAGCCAAAGGGGGUAAAAAAUCGAAUAACUUGAGCGGCAAAGACGAUUCUACCAAGUUCUCUCCGUUCGAUUUCCUAUCGAUCAGAGAGAACUAUCUGAAGCAAGAAUUGGCGGAAAACAGCGAGCAAGACGAGCAUUCGGACCAAGACGAAGAGCUGAUUAUCAAGGAAGAAUACGACGAGGAUUCGACCGUCAAGGAAGAACACCCGCUUGCUCCCAAAGAAAUCGAUUCCUCCCACGACAUGUACAACAACAUCAUAACGAACUACACGCCGCCGACGAACGAAGGCGAAUACAAAUGCCCGAAGUGCUCGAAAGGUUUCAACAAAAAGAUCCUGCUCAAGAAGCACAAGAAGAACUGCAGGCCGAGGAUGCAAAAGGACCUCCUGACCAGGUGCAAAACCUGUUCGAGGAUAUUCAAAGACCGCCAGAGCUUGGCGAAGCACUUGGUAAACUACCAUUCAGAGUACAGUUGCGAAAUUUGCUCGGAGAAGGUCCAAAGCAAAUGCGAAAUCGUCUCGCACAUCAGAUUCCGCCAUCCGGGCUGCCCGCUCUUCUGCAGGAUAUGCAAGAACGUCCUGCGAUCGAAGAGCGACAUGCAGGAGCACGUCCGCAACCACUUCGAUUCGCACGUUUGCCAAUUCUGCGGCGAUUCGUUGCCCAGCAAGAUCAAACUGAAGAUGCACAUACUGAGCCUGCACCGGAAAAUCCUCAGCCUGUCGUGCGGCAUUUGCCUCAAGCUGUUCGAGAACCAGCACGUGCUCAGGGACCACGUCAUGCUGGUGCACAAGGACGAGCUGACGCCGCACACUUCUUGCUCCAUAUGCGGCAAGAACUACGGCUCGAAAUGGAAAACGUACGAUCACAUCAACAAAUCGCACGGCAGGAUAUUCAGGGCGUGCAAAACCUGCUUGGAGGUGUUCGAAAACGACGCUCAAUUACAGGCGCAUUGCGACGUCACCGCGCACGGCAAUCAAUUGGGCGGCGGCGCCAACACCGCCGCCCUCCGUAACAGUAUUAUGGCUCACAUCAAAUCCGCUUUGACGAUAAAAAACGAAGACGAUAGUGUCACCGACGACGACGGUAACACCGAUAGCGAAUUCGACAACGACAUGGCAUCGUACGAAGAGGACGGCAAGUUCUACUUCCAAUCCCAAGACGACGCUAAAAUUUCCUUACUAGAAAAGCGAUUGUUGGGCAAGCAGGAAAACAAGCUACCCGUCAACAAGAAAACGAAAUCGACCGGUAAAAGCAAGCAAUCGAAGAAAGAGGAAACGAACUCGUCGAAGCGCACCGUGUACGUCGACAGCUCGGAACCCUCCUACUGCGAGAUAUGCUACAAGACGUGGCCGGCGAAGAAGCACCUCUGGCAGCACUACAUCCGCUGCCACAAGAGCAUCGCCGCCACCGUCUGCGGCAUAUGCCUGAAGACCAACGACGGCUACGCCGCGCUGCAGCGCCACCUCAGAGACAACCAUCCGAAGCUGUUGCACGGCCAGGGUUUCGGUUCGAAUUUCAUAUGCAAGAUUUGCGGCCGCUACCACAACGCCAGCUCGAAGCUGCGCCUGCACAUGGUCAUCCACGAGAACUUCGACUGGAAGCUGAUCGAGGACGUCGACAAGGACGAGCGGCCGUCCGCCAACGGGUUCAAGAUCAAGGAGGAGACGCGCGAGGAGGACGAGGACAACAUCAACUACGACAGCCUGAUCGAGCAGGUCGAGUGCUCGUCGGAGAGCAACGGCGAGGAGUCGGACAACGAGCGCGUCAAGCGCGAGGAUUCUUCGUCGUCGGACGAGGAGGGUAGCGAGGAGGAUUCCGUUCAAAGUUGGGAUCGUAAAGAGGACGAGCAGCAAAAGGCGCCGAGCGGGGUACCGUCGGAGGUGGCGCAGCAACGCGAGCAAUUCUCCUCGUCCAGCGAGGACUCGACGUCGAGCUAUUCGAGGAGCAAGUGCAGCUCGUCGGAGGACGAGUGCUCGCAGGAUUCGCGUUCGGUGUCGUCGCAUUCGCGCGGCAAAUUCGAAUCGUCCGAUCGCAAGUCGAGCUCGGAGAUGGAGUCGGAGGCGAAUCAGGCGGGCAUGUUCGGCAGGAAGCCGGAGGAAUUGGAUUCGGCGAUCAAAUCGAUCAGUUACAACGAAUGCGCCGAGACGGAGGACGUCGACGUCGACGACGAUUACUGCGAGGUGCAGGGCAACUGUUUGAACGAGAACGAAAUCGAAUCGGCGGUCGGGAGUAUAUUGUAGAAGGGAAAUUACACAGGGUGGAAUUUUCGUAAGUAUGUACGUUUAAACGAGAUUCGGCGAUUUUUCUAUGCGUUAUUGUAAAGAUAGAUUUUCAUUGUUUGAUAUAUUGAAAAAAAAUUGUGCAACCUUCGAUUUUAAAGGAUUUAGAAAUAUCGAUCGGCUAAUUGUUGAUGUUCAUUUAAACAUUGUGUGUAAAAGAUAUAUUAAUUAGAAAAAUUGGUGGGUUAUUGUUAAGCUGUAAACGCUUAUUAAGUACUUAAUAUAUUUUUUUGAAAGAAUUACUAUUGUGUAACUCGGCACCGAGAUCAUUAUUAUUAUUAAGAAUAGCGAGAAUUAUUUUAAACACCAAUUUUUCUAUCGCAUUCGAAAUGAUUCUUAUGUAUAUAAAAAUACAAGUUAAAAUUUUAAGCAUUUCUCUUGGUCGAUAUUUUUUAAUAAAUUGUCGCUUAUCGAAACAAAUUCUAAUAGCCAAUCAAUAGAAAUUUUAUAAAAUACUCAUAAAACUAAAGAACUUUAUUAAGUUUACUAAACUAUUAAAAAUGUUUCGAUAUAUUUUAAAUUGAAAUAUUAUGUAUAUGUAAAUUAUAUAUAUGAUGCCAUAACAGAAAAAAAGACUCUGCCCUUUGAAAAUAACGUCGUUGGGUCUAUUUGUUUUCCUCCACAACAAGUCUUGAAUCAGUGUUCUAUUCUAUUUUAAGCUAGUCAGUCAUAUAUGGUUCCUUUCUAUGUGUUUCCUUGAACAAAGGGCGUCUUACUAUAAAAAUGUUUGUAUGUGUGUGGUUUAUAGUAAGGUGUCCGGUAAAGAUGUGUGGUGUACAUGUCGUUUUAUACCUAAAUAACUUUAUUGAGGUUGCAGCGAAUCGCAAGUUAUUUACCGAUUGUAUUUUUUUCGACUUUAUUUAAAGACUGUUUUUUUUUUCUUUGCUAUGAUCUGACUUUUAAGCUUUUAAGUGAAACAAUCUAUUUUUGUAUUUAUUUUUAUUACUUAAAUUUUAGUGUAAGUUUAAAAAUGAUUAACUUCACACAUUCCUUUUUUUCUUCAUACUCAUACGGUUAGUACAUACUUGUAUAUAAAUUUGAAAGUAAUAAAGUAUUUUCUAAAAUAAUUUUUUAAUGCAAAAACGUUUUAUUUAGUUAUUUGGAAAAUACAACUCGCAUCAGAAUAAAAUUACUUCAAUUGAAGUUGUUUUUUAAAUUCGUUGACCUGUUUGAUCAUGUCUGUAAUUUUUUUGGUUCUGAAAAAAAUUGUUACUCAAAUUUUGUAAAAUGAAUAUUGUAGUGAACGAACUUACGUUUCUUGUAAAUUACUUUUGAUGGUGUUUGUGUGGGUCUCGUUUAGUGAUG